AUGUUUUUGGAACAACAUUUGCAAUAUGUUCAAUCUUACCCCAAGUUCAGUGCUCUCUUCAAACGUGUCUCUUUCUUUCGAAUGUGGCCUAUAGAUGUUAGAAAAUGUAGGUUUCAGAUGCUUGAAACAGUGUGGCACAAGAUGAACUCAAGGCUUCUUCUCGAUACUCAGCUAAGACUGCGUCGUUUUGGCAGUAGAGAAUCCUAA
Thlaspi arvense is the source of this 207-nucleotide messenger RNA. NCBI's taxonomy places the organism in Eukaryota, Viridiplantae, Streptophyta, Magnoliopsida, Brassicales, Brassicaceae. The record is from the annotation of a GenBank genome assembly.